This is a messenger RNA of Strongylocentrotus purpuratus (purple sea urchin), 2019 nucleotides long. RefSeq names its product alpha-amylase 4N. NCBI's taxonomy places the organism in Eukaryota, Metazoa, Echinodermata, Echinoidea, Camarodonta, Strongylocentrotidae. The record is from RefSeq and is a predicted model, not a curated record. Gene Ontology annotation, biological process: carbohydrate metabolic process. The transcript is spliced from 5 exons. Gene Ontology annotation, molecular function: cation binding; alpha-amylase activity. The coding region runs from base 121 to 1620 and encodes 499 amino acids.
GAUGACAUAAAAUUCAUCGCAUCAUAUAUAAACCUAUCCUUAUAGUACCUCUGUACUUUCUGUUCCAGUAAACUUUACUUCGAGUUAUCCUCAAGUAUCUGCAACACGCAUCACGCAGCCAUGCGAAUUUUGACCUGUUUUCUGCUUCUCUUCGGCACCUCUGCCUGGGCGGCGUCCUCUGGGUAUGGAAAAUCUAACUUUAAGAAUGGACGAUCGGUAAUCGUUCACCUGUUUGAAUGGACAUGGAAUGAUAUCGCAAAAGAGUGUGAACGAUUUCUCGGACCAUAUGGCUUCGCCGGGGUACAGAUCUCACCACCUUCAAAACAGAACAAGGUAACGAAUCCAUGGCGUCCUUGGUACGAGCGGUAUCAGCCAAUGAGCUACGAACUGACAAGCCGAAGCGGAGACGAGGCAGACUUUAGGGACAUGGUUGAACGAUGUCGAAAAGUCGACGUCCUCAUCUACGUCGAUGCCGUUAUCAACCACAUGGCAGCAAAGAGCUACGAAUUCAGCGAGGUGCCAUACUCCCGAAACGAUUUCAAUGUUCCGAGAGGAUAUUGCUCUACUAGUAACGGACAAGUUGGUAACAACUACCACGACGCAGACAUUGUGCGAAACUGUGACCUGGUCGGACUGAACGAUAUUCUGUUCGGAUCGAAGACAAGCUAUUAUGCCGACAAGAAGGUGGCCAGCUACAUGAACAAGAUGAUCGACAUGGGUGUGGCCGGGUUCCGGAUCGAUGCCGCUAAGCACAUGUGGCCGGGUGAUCUGAAAAACAUUUUCGGAAGACUUCACACAGUGGAUGGCAGCAAGCCUUAUAUCUACCAAGAGGUGAUUGAUCGUAAUCCCGGAGCGGAGGCUGUUAGAGCGUCAGAGUACGUCGGUUUCGCUGAUGUCACCGAGUUCAUAUACUGCGAUAAGAUCGUAGGGAUAGGCACGGGCGACAAUAAGGCCAAGUAUUUCAAGAACUUCGGCGAGGAUUGGGGUAUGAUGGACUCCAGAGAUGCUUUCGUGUUCGUCGAUAACCAUGAUAAUCAGCGCAGCCACGGGGGCGGCGGUGAUAUCUUGACUUACAAAGACUCGACGCCAUAUAAGAAGGCUUUGGCCUUUGGUAUGGCAUGGAACUAUGGCAUUUUCCGCGUCAUGAGCAGUUUUUACUUCGACGACCCUGACUCCAGCCCACCCGCUCAUAGUGAUGGAAGCAUCAAAUCGCCUAUCAUCAACUCUGACGGUACCUGCGAUAACGGUUGGGUCUGCGAACAUCGCUGGCGUCAGAUCAAGAACAUGGCGUGCUUCCGCAACGCCGCUGGCUCGAACCCCGUCGAGAACUGGUACGACAACGGAGACAACUUCAUCGCUUUCUCGCGCGGCAACCGUGCCUUCUUUGCCAUCAACAACCAAUCGUAUCGCGUGACUUCCACUCUCCAAACUGGUCUCCCUGCUGGCGAGUACUGUGACGUCAUCAGCGGCGACCCGACCAAUAGCGGCUGUGCAGGAACCAAGAUCUCUGUUAACAGCCAAGGCAAGGCUUCUAUCUCGAUCCAUAGCGGCAAAGAUUCGAUGAUUGCUAUCCACGUCGGAGCUAAGUCUGGGAGUGGAAACACUCAGUGCCAUUGGUAACCGAAUUCAACACAACGGCUUAUACCACGAAACCAUAGGUAUCCUCCUGAAAUGGUUUACGUGGUAACCUAAUAAAGUAGACCUAAAAUAUAUGCGAAUUGUUUAAUAAUGGUUCCACUCAUGUUGCAUAAUGGCACAAUCUAUGUUAAUAGAAUAAAACGACCCAACUCUAAGGUGAGACUCAGUGUAAAGCGACCAUUGAAUGGAGGUGGUCUUUCUACACAGGUUCUAUAAUCUAUAUUUCACAUGUUUAACAUUAUUUUGAAGGAGACAUUCAAAUAUAACAAAACAUCUACUAGUCUAGGCGUUGAAAUGUAUAACUAACGUGCCAAUGAGACCUAAUCAAAUAAUCAAUCUAAAUAAAAGCUCGUCCUUUCAGACAAAAGCAAUAAAAAAUGA